Molecule: messenger RNA, 2335 nt
Organism: Mus musculus (house mouse)
Lineage: Eukaryota; Metazoa; Chordata; Mammalia; Rodentia; Muridae
Gene: Sack1c
Product: family with sequence similarity 83, member C
Exons: 4
Coding region: 143-2335 (730 amino acids)
Cellular component (GO): cytoplasm
Source: RefSeq, marked validated
GCACAUGCAGGGCUGCCAAGCUGGCGCCAGUAUCUUCUUCCUUAUAGCAGCCAACCCAGAUGCAAACCAUGGAGCCUCGGGUGGGUUGGGCUCUAGGUGGAUACGCACAUUUAGCCGAAUAGCACCCGCUGGGACCCAGGGCAUGGCAGGACCCCUGCGGAGCCGGGUGGAGGAGCUGAAGCGGCCCUGGUGGAGGGAGAGCUCACCCCUGGUGCUCCAGCACAGCGAGGCUGCAAGACUGGCGGCAGAUGCCCUCCUGGAACGGGGAGAGGCUGCCUACCUUCAGGUCAUCUCCGAAGAGCGGGAGCUGCCCUUCCUGAGUGCCCUGGACGUGGACUACAUGAUCAGCCAUGUGCGUGGGGUUCCUGAGCUCAGCGAGGCCCAGGGGUCAGAGACCUUAGGCCAAGACCUCAGCAUGCUCUCUGAAGUUACCUCAGGCACCUACUUCCCUAUGGCUUCUGACUUAGAUCCCCCAGACCUGGACCUGGGCUGGCCUGAAGUGCCCCAGGCCACAGGUUUCAGUCCCACUCAGGCGGUGGUUCAUUUUCAAAGAGACAAGGGCAAGAGCAUCAAGGACCUGCUGCGAUUCCUCUUCAGCCAGGCCCAAACGGUGGUGGCUGUGGUGAUGGACGUUUUCACUGACAUGGAGCUCCUGUGCGACCUGAUGGAGGCCUCCAGCCGACGUGGCGUCCCUGUCUAUCUCCUUCUGGCUCAGGAGCACCUGAAGUACUUCCUGGAGAUGUGUUAUAAGAUGGACCUCAAUGGGGGCCACCUGGUGAAUAUGCGUGUACGGAGCACAUGUGGAGACACGUACUGCAGCAAGGCAGGUCGCCGAUUCACCGGCCAGGCCCUGGAGAAGUUUGUCAUCAUUGACUGUGAACAGGUGGUGGCAGGCAGUUACAGCUUCACUUGGCUAUGCAGCCAGGCCCACACCAGCAUGGUACUGCAGCUGAGGGGCCACAUUGUGGAAGACUUUGAUCGGGAGUUCCGAUGUCUGUAUGCGGAGUCACAGCCUGUGGAGGGCUUCUGUAGCAAUGAGGAUCCACUGAUGCCCCAGGUCCCUCGCCCUCCCCCUGUGACUCUGGCCUUUGGACCUGCAGUUCCAAGCGCCACAGGCUCCUCACCUUCCAGUAACAGCCUCAGCAGCAUCAAGCACUCCCCUCUUCUGGCCCGGUCUUCCUAUCUUGCUCUACCCGGAGGUGGUGGCCGCAAUGACAUGGGUAUGGGGUCCUCAUCCCCAGGUCCUGCCUACCAUGAAGCUGGUGGCCAGCCAUCCCUGUAUCGUCAACUUUCAGAUCCCAACCAUAUCUCCCCUCCUGGACCCUAUAGGGCCAACCUGAGCAAGCUGGGCGCAUCGCCAUGGUCCCAGUCCUCUCCCGCCCUCAACCACAGCAGUACCAGUCCUUUGACCCUGGCAGUGGGGUCACCUCUGCUCCCAAGUUCCCGCCCUCUCCUCCACUUUACUAGGGGGGUCCCAGCACUGUCCCGGCUUCCAGAGAAUGGGCUCCCAGCAAGCCAAGACCCUAGCCUUCCACGCGGCCGUUGGGUACCUGGCACAGCUCUGGAGACAGUGGAAGAGAAGAAAGUAUCCCUGAGCCAAAGCCAUGACCACCUGGAUCGCCUCAGCCCCUUCUCUAAAGCGGGAGAAGCAGGAGGUCCCAACUCUAGGGUCACCCCCGAUUCAAGUUCCCUUCAGCACCGUGAGCUGGCUCUAGAUGACAGGAGAUUGUCCCUGAGUCACAGCCACAGUCAGCUGGAUCUCCUGUCCCAGGGUCAGGGUGUUCUUGAGUCAGGUUCCCUCAGACCUGGUGAGCUGAGUCUAGAGAACAGGAAGCUGUCCCUAAACCAUAACCAUGGCCAACUGGACCUCCUGCCACAGAACCCCAAGCCCCAGGCUCCUAAGAUACCCUCCGAUGCCUAUUCUUCUGCCGGGCCCAGCAAGCCAAGUCUAGAUGACCGACGGCAGACCCUAGGUCACAGUCAAUUGGACCUCAUUACCAAGUUUGGCCCAUUCAGGAGUGAGGGACCUGGACCCAGUUGUCCCCCAGAACCAAGCCCAGUUCGCAUGGCUGGAGUAGGCUCUGCAGAUGAGAAGCGACUGACCCUGGGCCACAGCAAACUGGACCUCAUCACCAAGUAUCAUCAGCUGCAGGGUGCCAGGCAGAAACCUGAGCCGGGCAUCCCAGGGGCUCCCGUGAGUGGCCAUCAGAAUGGUAGUAGCAAUGACCUGUUUGCACCUGAGAAACGGCUGACCUUGGGCCACAGCAAACUGGACCUCAUCACUAAAUACAACAAGUCCAAAUUCAAGCAGCUCCGAAGUCGCUUUGAGUCCUAG